CUUUGGUCGGGAGGUAUCUGCUGUACUGGGCCUUGGUUCUCCACAAACCAAGCCUUCGAGCAGAUCGAAGUCGACCAACUCUCCAGGCGCUGCGCUUCUUGGUCGCUACGGGCCUCGCCAUGGCCUGUGGCACCGGGCCCUGAGGAGGAGCGCCGCUUCCGACGCUAUCGCCUGGAAGAGCUUGGCCCACAUCUAUUGUGUGAACUUAGACCACCGCCCUGAGCGUUGGGACUUCAUGCAGCGCCAGUUCCAGCGCCUGCGUUUGCCGGCGCAGCGCUUUGCGGCGGUGGACGGCCGACAGCUGGAUGUGCCAGACCUGGCCAUGAACGGCAUCAUUUCAAUGGAAGCCUUGCCUAGAUAUUAUCUUCCAGACGAGCAGAAGCUGUUUGGGACUGACCUCACUGAUGGAGCCAUCGGCUGCGCGCUAUCUCACAUGCUCAUUUGGCGCGACAUCAUCCGCCGCUGCACGGAAGACGGUGUGGACCCACGAGCACCAUUCCUGGUCAUUGAGGACGACUGCCAAUUCUGUCCGGACUUCUCGGAGGAACUGCUCCUGGAGAGGUUGUCACAUGUGCCACAGGACUGGGAAAUCGUCUACCUCGGGGGCCAGGACUUGUUGCGCAGGCAGCACCUGUACGAGGUUGGAAAGGGAGCCCGGAGGCUCUACAAAGGAUUCAGAGAGACGACGGCUUAUCUCAUCAACGAUGCCGGUGCCAAGGCGUGCCUGGAAGUCAGCGUGCCGCUUUUCUGGCAGAUCGACACUCACAUGAACGACGAGUCGCUUCGAGAAGGACUGAGACCGCCCCAACCAGGCAGCAAAGACCACACGAUGCACCCCAGGGGCUACUUCCUGUGGCCAGGGAUCGUGGCGCAGCAGCGAGAGGGAUUUCCCACGGAUGUGCAGAAGGUGGAGCAUGACUGAGCGUUGUAAAGCUAUGAGGUUUCACUUGAUGGGCUGGUGUGAAGACAUGACAGUUCACACGCUGGGUGCGGGGCUUGAAGCUCGAAGGGUUGGGUAUAGCCGGGCCAGUGACACGGGCAGCUCGAUGGCUCUUGGGGAGCUUCGCAGAUGCCCUGAAACUGUGCGCAUUGAGUUCGUUAGGCGUGUUACGUUUCCCUGGCAAAAUGCAUCCAGCCAGGAAAAACAGGGGGGAUAUGCAGCGC
Molecule: messenger RNA, 1164 nt
Organism: Effrenium voratum
Lineage: Eukaryota; Dinophyceae; Suessiales; Symbiodiniaceae
Source: the annotation of a GenBank genome assembly